Molecule: messenger RNA, 759 nt
Organism: Ophidiomyces ophidiicola
Lineage: Eukaryota; Fungi; Ascomycota; Eurotiomycetes; Onygenales; Onygenaceae
Exons: 2
Coding region: 1-759 (252 amino acids)
Source: RefSeq, a predicted model, not a curated record
AUGCCCAAGGCCGACCAAGCAGCGAAAUCUACACGUAUCCGCGAUAAUCAGCGGCGCUCCCGCGCGCGGCGGAAGGAAUACCUGGAGGAUCUGGAGCGACGCCUUCGCAGAUUUGAGAAACUCGGCGUCGAAGCCACACAGGAAGUCCAAGCCGCGGGCAGAAAAGCCGCUGAAGAAAACGCGCUGCUGCGAUCCCUGCUGAAAAUACGGAGUGUUACAGACGGCGAAAUUGACGCAUAUCUGCAAGAGCAUAGAGGGGCGACAAGCUCGAUCGCGGCACUGGCUUCGUCUAAGAGUGUUCCUUCGAAGUCUGAACUACUGGAGACAGCGGGUCAUCCAGCUUGUGGGGUGGGCUCAGGGAGCGGUCAGCGGCGCUCCCCUUUGCUCAUGCCCCGUAGCGGGAUAGGCCGCGCACAGUCAACAACUGCAACAACAAUGCUGAUAAAGCGAGUUGAAGGCCUGCCGUCUAGGCCGUUACCUCUUCCCCACCCCGGCCUCUCAUUGGCGCCAUUAGUGGCUGAUGUGCAGCCCACUAAUCCGAAGGAUUGGUCUUCAACCCCAAGCAUGCACGAGAUACGCUUGGGCAGCCCGACUGGACCAGGUGCAGGCCAACUCACGCCGUGCGAGACUGCAGCUGGAAUCAUUACGAGGAUGCGAGGAGAUCCAGACCUCCAGAAUGCACGCGCAGAACUUGGCUGUUCCUCAGAAUCCACUUGCAUGGUGAAGAACUUGGCCAUAUUUGAUUUACUUGAUAGGUGA